UCGCCUUUGGGCUGAAAUUGCCGAGAAUCUAAAUGCCUGUGGAAAGGGUUUCUUUGUCGACGACCGCCUUUGUCUUGAACACAUACAUUACAGCCAGAUCCCGUUAGCGAAGGUUAAAAAGCGAACCUCAGGCUGCAAAGGCAAAUGCCUUGAGGCCGUGAGGUUGGAGUUUCUCUUUGAAUUGCCCGAUGAUGUUGUUAUUAGGGUAAUCAGGCGUGAUCAGAGAUUAGCGCAAUCUAGCCUAAUCUCCUAUGGCAUGUCUGGCUGACCUACCACAGCAGGUGUUACAGAAUUUGUUAUCGUUACUCCUGCCUGUAAGUGGCACAUCAUCUGACAAAAUCAGAGUGUACUCAAUGUAGGCCUAAUGGCAAUGCUUCAGAUGAAGACCUGAUUGGUCCUGUUGGAUGCUUGUUUCUAUAUUGCAAUAUUGUAGUUGAUCAUGGUGCAGGAUGUAACUGCUUUUUCGGACUGUUUGUUUAUAGUAGGCCUAUGUGAAAAAAACAUUUUUUUUUUUUCAUAGUUUUUCAUCAGACUGGUUAAAACAUGUACCUUGCUUUUUAAGUAAGGCCUGUAAACAAUAAUGAUGUAGGGGCCUUGAAGGCUUUAAACAAUAUAUUGUUCCGCCCUGCGAAGAGCGAUCGUGUGCAAAGCGGUGGGACAGAAUGGGGUACAACUAGAUUACCCUGGGCUCACUGUAAUCCAUCCGAAUUUGACCACCCCCACCCUUACUCGAGGAGCCUUGCCUCUGUCUCGACCUAACUUGAAAAUAGUACACAUCCCUGCGACCUAUAUAAUGUAUGCUAUUGCGUGGCCUACUUACUGACACAGACUCCCUGUAGCCAGGUCAGAACUAUCCGUCCAAUUUCAACUUAAGCUAAAAAAAUUGCAAUGCAUCAGGUGUGGAUAUACUGCCUAUCCUGCAAUGUCCAGUUUAGCAUGAAGCAUGCUGUUUCAUCUUUACCUGUUCUGUUAACACACAGACCAUGCAGACCUUGACCUAGGAAUUUUAUGGUCAGUCUGGGGUGAAAUCCCAAGGUGUAUUGUAACAGUGACAAACAGGAAUAUUGCUUCAAAUCUGCCAAGGGUUUGUAGAGUGACUUUGAACAAAAAUUGCAUGGACAUCAGAUAGAAACCAAUGUAGAAGCAUACACUGCUUCUCUGCAUCACAAUCAUUGAAGCAACUGUUCCUUGACCAAUCCAUGACUCAUCAUUAUAUAACAUUAUAUAACAAUUCAUGGCACGAAUUCAGCAACACAUUGAGUGCAUUCGAUCUAAUCCACUAAUCCACAUACCCAUAUUGCACCAAGUGUAAUGAACCCAGUAAGACAGGUAAACCUAACACAGCAGGUGGUGUCUGUAGUGCAAUAGCAGAUGUCUAGGAGGAAGGCCUUGGAGUGCAAUCAAUCAGCUUAUCUGACCUAUUAUAAACAUCCAGCUGAGAGGCAUUCCACCUAUUUUGCUCAUCUUUCGCUAACGGGGUCUGGCGGUCAUGGACCUGCUUAUGAAGAAAUUCAAGAAGGACGAUCACGAAAGUAGAAAGAAGUGAGUCCAAUGUACUGCAAUGUCGGGAAAGAGACGUAUUUACAGAAUGUCAAGUAGGUCUGGUGUAAAUGAGAACUUCGACGAGCUGACGCAGCUCCUGCUGGAUUUAAAAGAACUUCAAGCUGAGCAAGGGAAAGAGGUUUCGGUAAAGAAGGAAACAGAAAAAGCGAAGGCUGAGAAGGUUCGAACGAACACCCUAAAGGGCCUGAGAAAAAGACCAGCAUCCACAGAAGAUGAAAAUGAGCCUAAGCCGGGUCCAUCAACCGAGUCUGGUCCUUCACCGAAGAUGAGGAAGAAACCCAAGGAUGUCACGCUCAUGUAUCUUGAAAAAAGUGCGAAAAUGAGCUGAAAAGGGAAGAAUUGGCAAUGCGACGGGAGGAGAUGGCUAUCGAAAGGAGGAAAAUAGAACUCGACGAAAAAAAGCAGGAAUUGGAAAGGAGGAGAGAGAAAGCCGAAUGGCAUUGGAAGCGGAAGAGAGAAGAAUAGUGAUGAUAGUUUUAAAGAAACAGCUUGGUCUGUAACUGAUUGUACGAUAUGUCAGGAGUCGUGAUGGUUUUGUAGAUGGUAGUUUCACUUUUUUUUUCAAAGUAGUCGUUCAAUAAAAAAUAUAUAAAGUACAAUAUAGAAGGU
Lineus longissimus is the source of this 2172-nucleotide messenger RNA. RefSeq lists its product as uncharacterized. Lineage: Eukaryota; Metazoa; Nemertea; Pilidiophora; Heteronemertea; Lineidae. The record is from RefSeq and is a predicted model, not a curated record. Bases 1562 to 1891 code for a protein of 109 amino acids. The transcript has 3 exons.